Molecule: messenger RNA, 9745 nt
Organism: Poeciliopsis prolifica (blackstripe livebearer)
Lineage: Eukaryota; Metazoa; Chordata; Actinopteri; Cyprinodontiformes; Poeciliidae
Gene: dock1
Product: dedicator of cytokinesis 1
Exons: 52
Coding region: 156-5825 (1889 amino acids)
Biological process (GO): small GTPase-mediated signal transduction; cell migration
Cellular component (GO): cytoplasm; plasma membrane
Molecular function (GO): small GTPase binding; guanyl-nucleotide exchange factor activity
Source: RefSeq, a predicted model, not a curated record
AUGGCUGCUCGGAGCAGCUCCCCAAAGCUCAGAGAAAAAGUCUGAGGGGAAAAAAAGUCUGCUUUGAAGUGGAAAACAAACGCUCGCUUGACGUUUUUAAUUCCAAACAGGCGACGCAGGACAAAACUCGCGGAAGCCAAGCCUCGACUCUGAGGAUGUCUCGCUGGGUGCCCUCAAAGAAGGAAAAGUAUGGAGUUGCAAUCUAUAACUACGAUGCCCGGGGGAAAGAGGAGCUGUCACUGCAGAUCGGAGACACGGUGCACAUACUUGAGACAUAUGAAGCCUGGUACAGGGGAUACAGGCUGAGGAGAAAAUCAAAAAAGGGCAUAUUUCCUGCUUGCUACAUCCACCUGAAGGAUGCCACAGUUGAAGGCAGUGGGCAAAAGGAGACAGUUAUUCCCACUGAGCUGCCCCUGGUUCAGGAGGUUACAACAACGCUGCGGGAGUGGGCUACUAUAUGGAGGGACUUGUAUGUGGGGGACAAGCGCGAGAUGUUCAACUCUGUCCGUGACAUGAUCUACGACCUCAUCGAAUGGCGGUCACAGAUCCUAUCUGGCACCCUCCCGCAGGAUGAGCUUACAGAGCUCAAACAGAAGGUCACCUCCAAGAUAGACUACGGCAACAAAUACUUGGAUCUUGAUCUGGUGGUUAGAGACAAAGAUGGAAACAUUCUGGACCCAGAGCUCACCAGCACCGUCAGCCUAUUCAGAGAACAUGAGGCGGCCUCCAAACAAAUUGAGGACCGGAUCCAAGAGGAGAAGUCUCAGAAGCAGAAUAUUGAUCUCACAAGGCAAGCAAAGUUCGCCUCCACUCCGGCAUUCGCCCUCUUUGUGACUCUGAAGAAUGUGGUGUGUAAGAUUGGCGAGGAUGCAGAGGUUCUCAUGUCCCUGUAUGAUCCAGUGGAGUCAAAGUUUAUCAGUGAGAACUACCUGGUGAAAUGGUCGAGCUCUGGCCUGGUAAAAGACAUCGACCAGCUUCAUAACCUGCGGGCGGUUUUUACAGACUUGGGCAGUGAAGAUUUAAAGAGAGAGAAGAUCAGUUUUGUGUGUCAAAUUGUCAGAGUGGGACGUAUGGAGCUGCGGGAUAACAACACCAAGAAACUGACUUCAGGCCUGAGAAGACCCUUUGGAGUUGCAGUAAUGGAUGUUACAGAUAUCAUAACAGGCAAAAUGGAUGACGAGGACAAGCAGCACUUCAUCCCAUUCCAGCCGCUGGCGUUGGAUGAUGCCAUUCGCCACAAGCAGCUGAACAUCUCCCGUUUUUCACCCAGGGUGGCAGGGGAGAACGACUUCCUGCAGACGGUCAUCAACAAAGUCAUCACCGCCAAAGAAGUUAACCACAAAGGCCAAGGUCUUUGGGUGACUCUGAAGCUACUUCCAGGAGACAUCCAUCAGAUAAGGAAAGACUUCCCUCACCUGGUGGAUCGAUCGACAGCUGUGGCUCGAAAAAUGGGCUUCCCCGAGAUAAUCAUGCCAGGUGAUGUCCGAAACGACAUCUACGUGACUCUGGUUCAGGGGGAUUUUGACAAGGGGAGUAAGACGACACCCAAAAACGUUGAGGUGACCAUGUCUGUUUACGAUGAAGACGGCAAGAAACUGGAGAAUGUGAUCUUUCCUGGCGCAGGAGAUGAAGGGAUUAAUGAGUACAAGUCUGUCGUCUACUACCAAGUAAAGCAGCCGAGGUGGUUUGAAACGAUAAAGGUUGCAAUCCCCAUCGAAGAUGUAAACCGAAGCCAUCUGCGGUUCACCUUCCGCCAUCGCUCAUCGCAGGAUUCCAAAGAUAAAUCAGAGAAAAUCUUUGCCUUGUCCUUUGUUAAACUCAUGCGGUAUGAUGGGACCACUCUGAGGGAUGGAGAGCAUGAUCUCAUUGUGUAUAAGGCAGAAGCUAAGAAGCUGGAGGAUUCCUCCGUUUAUCUAAGCCUUCCUUCCACUAAGCUGGAGCUGGAGGAGAAGGGUUACGCCACCACUGGCAAAAACUUCCAGAACCUCGGGACCUGCACCAUCAGCAAGGACUCCUUCCAGAUCGCCACCCUGGUCUGCUCCACCAAACUGACACAGAACGUCGACCUGCUCGGCCUGCUGAAGUGGCGCUCCAACACCAGCCUCCUGCAGCAGAACCUCUGUCAGCUGAUGAAGGUGGACGGUGGUGAAGUCGUGAAGUUUCUGCAAGACACACUGGAUGCUCUCUUCAACAUAAUGAUGGAAAACUCUGACAGUGACACUUUUGAUACAUUGGUGUUUGAUGCCUUGGUGUUCAUAAUUGGACUUAUAGCAGACAGAAAGUUCCAGCACUUUAAUCCCGUUCUUGAAACCUACAUUCGCAAGCAUUUCAGUGCUACACUGGCUUACACAAAACUGACCAAAGUUCUGAAGAACUAUGUGGAGAAUGCUGAGAAGCUGACAGAACAGCUGCUGAUGGCUAUGAAGGCUCUGGAAUACAUCUUCAAGUUCAUUGUGCGCUCCAGAGUUCUCUUCAACCAGCUCUAUGAGAACAAAGACGAGGCCGAAUUCAUGAACUCCUUGAGGAGCCUCUUCACAUCCUUUAACGACAUGAUGAACAGUAAUUCAGAGAAUACUGGCAUGGUGAAGGGUGCUGCCUUAAAGUACAUCCCUACCAUCGUCAAUGACGUCAAGCUGGUCUUUGACCCCAAAGAACUCAGCAAGCUGUUCACAGAGUUCAUCCUGAAGGUCCCUCAGGGUCGCCUGGUGAAACAGAAGCUCGACUGUCUGAUUGACAUCGUCCACAGCGAUCUCUUUACUCAUCACGAUUGCCGUGAGAUCCUCCUACCACUGAUGACAGAACAGCUGAAGUCCCACCUGGAAAAGCAGGAGGAGCCGAAGGCUUGCUGCCAGCUGCUCAGUGACAUCAUGGAGGUGCUUUACAGGAAGGACGUGGGUCCCACCCAGUGGCAUGUUCAAGUUAUCAUGGAGAAGCUGCUGAGGACAAUAAACAGGACAGUCAUCUCCAUGGGCCGGGAUUCUCCUCACAUCGGGAGCUUUGUGGCCUGCAUGACUGCCAUCCUGAGACAGAUGGAUGUAUAUCAUUAUGGUCAUCUGAUCAACACUUUUGGCAAGAUAAGAAGUGAUGUAGUGGAUUUUCUUAUGGAAACAUUUAUCAUGUUUAAAAAUCUCAUUGGGAAAAACGUCUAUCCCUCGGACUGGAUCAUAAUGAACAUGAUGCAAAACAAGGUCUUCCUUCGGGCUAUUAGCCAGUACGCAGAUGUGUUGAGCAAAAAAUUUCUGGAUCAAGCCAACUUUGAGCUACAGCUGUGGAACAACUACUUCCACUUGGCCGUGGCCUUUCUCACUCAGGAGUCGCUGCAGCUGGAAAACUUCUCGAGCGACAAAAGAAGCAAGAUCUUCCAUAAGUACCAAGACAUGAGGCGACAGAUCGGCUUUGAAAUCAGGGACAUGUGGUACAAUCUAGGCCCCCACAAGAUAAAGUUCAUCCCUGAGAUGGUGGGUCCAGUUCUGGAGAUGACCCUUGUUCCCGAGAUUGAGCUGCGAAAGGCCACCAUCCCCAUCUUCUUUGACAUGAUGCAGUGCGAGUUUCACUUCACAUGCGGCUUCCAACGGUUUGAGAACGAGAUCAUCACCAAGCUGGAUCACGAGGUGGAAGGGGGCCGAGGAGACGAGCAGUACAAAGUUCUCUUUCAGAAAAUUUUGUUGGAGCAUUGCAGGAAGCACAAAUACCUGGCCAGGACAGGAGAAAACUUUGUUACUCUGGUGGUGCGACUCCUGGAAAGGCUGCUGGACUACAGGACCAUCAUGCAUGAUGAGAACAAGGAAAACCGCAUGAGCUGCACCGUCAAUGUGCUCAACUUUUAUAAGGAGAUAGACAGAGAGGAGAUGUAUAUCAGGUACCUGUAUAAGCUGUGCGACCUCCACAGAGAGUGCGACAACUACACAGAAGCUGCCUACACCCUGCUGCUACACGCAAAACUGCUCAAGUGGUCAGACGAGCAAUGCGCGGCCCACCUGACCCAGAGGGAAGGUUACCAGGCCACAACUCAAGGACAGCUUAAGGACCAGCUCUAUCAGGAGAUUAUUAAUUACUUUGAUAAGGGCAAGAUGUGGGAGGAGGCAAUUGUGUUGAGCAAAGAACUAGCUGAACAGUAUGAGAAUGAAAUGUUUGACUUUGAGCAGCUUAGUGCAUCCUUGCGGAAGCAAGCUCAGUUCUAUGAGAAUAUAGUGAAGGUCAUUCGGCCCAAACCGGACUACUUUGCUGUGGGCUACUACGGAAUGGGGUUCCCUUCCUUUCUGCGGAACAAAAUGUUCAUGUACCGUGGGAAGGAGUACGAGCGCAGAGAGGAUUUUGAAGCACGGCUGCUCACGCAGUUUCCCAACGCAGAAAAGAUGAAGACCACCACGCCACCCAGCGAGGACACAAAAAGCUCCCCUGGACAAUACAUUCAGUGUUUCAAAGUGAAGCCCAUUCUCAACCUUCCAGCUAAGUUUCAAAACAAGCCAGUGUCUGAACAAAUUGUCAGCUUCUACACAGUAAAUGAAGUCCAUAAAUUCCAGUAUUCCAGGCCGGUGAGGAAAGGAGAAAAGGACCCCGACAAUGAAUUUGCGAACAUGUGGCUUGAGAGGACAACAUACACGACCGCAUACAAACUUCCCGGCAUCCUGCGCUGGUUUGAAGUCAAAUCAGUUUCCACGGAGGAGAUCAGCCCUCUGGAGAAUGCCUUGGAAACGAUGCAGCUGGCCAAUGAGAAGAUCAGCAGCAUGGUGCAAAGACAUCUCAGUGAUCCCAACCUUCCCAUCAAUCCUCUCUCCAUGUUGUUGAAUGGAAUUGUGGACCCUGCUGUCAUGGGAGGUUUUGCUAACUAUGAGAAGGCCUUCUUUAAUGACAAGUACAUGCAGGAGCACCCAGAGGACCAUGAGAAGAUAGAAAAACUGAAAGACCUCAUAGCCUGGCAGAUUCCACAUCUUGCUGAAGGUGUUCGGAUUCAUGGUGAGAAGGUUACCGAGGCACUGAGGCCCUUUCACGAUCGCAUGGAGGCUUGCUUCAAGCAGCUGCGAGAGAAGGUGGAGAAACAGUACGGUGUCAGAAAUCUGCCGUCAGGUGAUGAACGUCGCGGCCCUCGUCCUCCCUCCAUGGUGCGCUCCUUCACCAUGCCCUCCUCCCAGAGGCCGCUGUCCGUCGCUUCGGUCACCUCCAUCUCCUCUGACAACUCCCCGUCCAGGCCUGGAUCUGAUGGCUUUGUCUUGGAGCCCCUUCUACCAAAGAAGCUGCAUACAAAGUCUCAGGACAAAUUGGACCGGGACGAACCAGAAAGGGACCGCAAAGAGAGGAAGAAGGAGAAGAGGAACAGCAAGCACCAAGAGACUUUUGAUAAAGAACUCAAGACAGCAGAGAUUCAACUGCAGCAACCUGAAGCUGUUAUACUCUCAGAGACGAUCAGCCCCCUGCGGCCUCAGAGACCAAAAAGUCAAGUUCUCAACCAGAUGGCUGGGGAUCGCCGUCUUUCUGUCUCACCAGGACCUCCUUCUUCCACCACUUCAAACUCCUUACCUGGACCCCCACCCAUUGCACCAAGGAAUAAAUCCACCUUUAGCCUGAAUACUGUUUCAAGUCUGGAGCUGAACGGGAUGGGCUGCACUGACAAGGGGGAGAUCCCUCCUCCCCUGCCGUUGAAAGGCAGCACAGGAGAUUACGGCAACCUGCUAGAUAAUCAAGACUUGACGAGUCCCUCGACGCCUCCUCCGCCACCACCGCAUCAAAGACACAUUCCACCUCCUCUUCCUAGCAAGACGCCCCCUCCUCCUCCUCCCAAGACCACCAGGAAACAGACCUCCAUCGAUUCAGGAAUCGUACAGUAAACAAAGACAGUGACGGAAAGACCAAACAGCACACUGACAACAAAACAAAAACAUCAACAGUGAACGUUCCCACGGAAAAAGAGAAAAGAAAAAACAAAAGGGUUGUUUUCACCCACUCAUCCCUCGCUCCCCAUCCUAGCUUGACAAGAUGAAUACCUCACCGCUGCCCGCCCCCUCCUAUCGUCCUUAAGUCUCUCCUUUAGUCUUUCUGUCUCAUGGUUGAUGCCGUCUCCAGCAGGGAGCGCGUUUCACAGAUGAAUAGUCACUGAACUUGUAGAUGCAGUCUAGAACCGCCACUUUGCGCUUUUUUUUUUUUAUCAUGACGUGAGAUUGUGCUCAGAGAAGAUAAGCUGGGACCAGCAGCUUCUCAACACUGACCCACUCAAUUAAAUGAGAGCGAAAAGUUCAUUACAGCAUUAUUUCUGUCUCUGUUAUUCAUAUCACCCUACUAUGUACAGAGGUAUGUAUAUAUUAUGUUAUUUUAUUUCAGGUCUCUUUGUAUGUGAUUUAAUCAUGACAUUUUUUUUUUUUUUUUGUAUUAACGCAUCACUAGAUUAGUGGCAUUUAUAUGAAACAAAAAAGGGCUUGUAAGUUUGGAUAGACAGAGAUUUUGGAGAACCUAUCAUGAAUCUCAUCGGUAAAAUAUCUGGAGUGCACAUCCUGCUAACUCUUAUUCCAUAUAUUCAAGCAUCAUUGUUUAGACCAUGUUCCUGAUUGCUGUAACCUUGAAUUCCAAUAACAUUGACUUUUUCCAGUUCACUACUGACAUGACUUCUGAAUAAACUUUCAAAUGUAUGUAUUUGUAAAAAAAAAAAAAGAGAGCUGUCUUCCUCAUUAUCUCUGCCUGCGCGGAGAGACGCCGAAAAUAGAUCUUUGCACUUUCUGGAAGUAAAAAAGAAGAAGUAGCAGAACAACCUGACACUCUUUCUAUGUUCUCUCACCUUAACUGAACACUGAGUGGUAAAGCUUUCUGCUUCCUUGACUGGCAGCUAUCACAGCAGUUUCUGCAUCAAACAUGCAUGAGCUCCGUUUUCAGAAACAUGUCACUCGAGUGAAAGUGGGAUUUCCACGUAGCUGAAAAAGCUUGAAUCUUAAAUUUGCUUCAUCUUGAAAAAUAAUGGAACAGUGUCUUUGCUACACCAAAGUUUUCUUUGUUAUUGUUAAUGCUUUUCAAUGCUAAAAAUUUCAUUCAAAGCUACUGUUGAAGGUCAGGUAAAAAGAGGUUUUUUUAAAAGCUUUUCUUUCAUUUUUCUGAAGAGAGUCGGGCUCUUUUUAUGCCAUGUUUUAGGUGAAUUCAUGCGUAAUUUGGGUGGACCCCUAUAGGAAAUACUGAGCUUGAUAAACAUGAAAAUACCACAUAUUUGUGCAAUGAGAAGUAGUUUAUUAAUAUUCAUAUUUUUCUGAAUUGAUGUAAUCUUUCUUCAACAAUUAUUUUACAAAGACGAGUAUAAAGAAAAUCAGAAUCCAAGUCAGGAUGAAAUGUUUAAGGCCUUUUACUAAAGACGGCGCCAGAAUCUGCUGGAGCUUCAUCAUCCUGACUGUCACGACAACACACUCUUUGAACUUUCAUCAGUCAAGUCAGACGACAUGAUGAGAACCAGCACUUCUGGAGUGUUUUGUUCCAUUUGUGGCUGGAAGCUGCUGUAAAAUUGCUCCGUUGUGCCAUCAUUUUCUGAACCAACUUUGUACAUUUGGUAAACGCAUAUAUGGGCCUUAUUUUCUGUCACAAAACCAGCUGGUGGGACCUUUUUUGAAGUACUUGCCCCAAGUUGCUCCUACUCUUCUAGUCUUGUAGUCGGCUGACACUUUUUGAGUGGGUGUCUGCCUGAGGGGAAGAAACGCUCCGAAUGUAGCAUCUGUUGUUUGAAGGUGUUUUUAUCUCCAGAAGAUGUGGCUUUUUAAAGCUCUUUUUUGUCCUAAUUAGAAACACUGAGUGACACUUUUCCCCCUCUGGUUUUCUUUUUUUCUGGAGGGAAGCUGUCAUACGAGACCACUUGUAGCUCGUAGUCUUUGUGAACGCAUAUAGUAAAAUGCCUCAUUAUUGGUAGUUGGUAGUUCACUCUGAUCAAAAUGCACAGCCAUGUGUAGUUUCCUCAUAUAAAUAAGUAAACUUUUUUAGAUGUUCCUUCACACCAAUUACCAAGAGCAAUAAAUAAACAGCAAAUCAAUUGUCUGUUUUUUGUGUAGCUGAGGAGAAAAAUGUAAUCAUUAUUCUACACUUUACUGAAUAUGAGGGACAGUUUCAUGCAUCGUAACACUAUGUAGUACAGACCUUGCUGCUUAUCCUUGUACCCAAGGAACUAUUGGAACUACAAGACACAAUCAAGGUGGUUUCGUCCAUUUUAAAAGUCCAGAAACAAAAAGAAAUAAAACCAAGUGAAGAUGUGACAUUUUUCUUAAUUAUCUGGCUGAUUGAACUGAGAACCCUGCAUUAUUCUAGUGCUAAAACACCAUUAGAUAUAAUCUGCCGACUAAUAGGGGUUGUACAUUUUCUUUGAAAAGGUGAGUUUCAUGUUUUGUUUUUUCUAUUGCAAAAUGUUCAUUUUAAAUGUACCUAGAUAAUGAUGGCUGCAAAUUAAUUUUAAUAACUGGGUUGUUUCAGAAAUGCUCUCUUGCUCUGAUACUGUCAUUUACUCAUAGUGUUGUCUCAUUUGAGAGGGUCGGAUGUAUAGAUAGAUAUCACUUUGGAAGACAUUAAGAAUGUUGAAUGCCAGUGACUUUCUGAUCUUUUGUGUUACUUAAGCUAUAAGAUGUGUUCCUAUUUGAUAUUUUUGGCAGAUGCCACGUUUGGUAUUUAAGUGAUAUAUUCUACAAAUUGUUCAAUAUAAAUUUUUUUAAGAGGGCAAAUACUUUUCCACAGCUCUAUGAAAAGUAGCUCUGGGUUUGGAAUUUGAUGGAAAUGAUAUGAAAGAGAAGCUUGGUGAAAGCAAAAUAAAAACCCAGAGGUAAGAAAUAUAAAUGUUCAUAGAAUCCCUUAGAAAAAUAUACUUAGUUUUAUAAAUCUAUGUUAAAGAGAAUUAGAAAUUAAAGUGUUAAGUUUUAAAAUGAUAAAUUGCAAAUUGUGUACAAAUUUUUUUAAAUUUUUUGUUUAUUUUUUAAACUACAGAUGAGAACAUCACAAUUUUCCUGGUGACAAAGAUGGACAUUAACUAAAUGUGUAAAUCUGAUUCAAAUAUUUAUCUUUCGGUUUGAUGAAGUUGGUCGGCAGACGUCUCAACUUUGGCAGAUGAUGGUUAAAUAUAUUUUUAUUGCUUUUUUAUUAUGUCACUGUGGGGUCAGAAGGGUCAUGGUUGAUGAGUUUCAAAGUUUCAUAAUGACUCCAAAGUCAUUUAAAGUUGUAGAACAAUAAAAGUUGGAGCCCAGAGGCGCCCAAUCCUGCUUUUUAAACUACCUUAUUGCAUUUCAGAGAUGUGUCCAGUCACUCCAAUCUCUUUGAGAGGGAAAUAAAAAGUUUCAUCAGUGUUUUAAUUCACUUAUCAAGAAUACCCAGCACACUCCCCAUAUCUGGCUUUGCAAUUGAAAAGGGAUAAAGAGUGAAGCAUUUCAGCAGUGGUAAUAUUACAUGGUUAACUGGCAGCUUUUUCAAUAGGCUCUCUGUGAUUUGUGCUCAGCCAUUAUGCUUUAGCCUCUCACUCCUUAAAGUGGAGGCAAAGGGGAAAAAAGCAGGCUUAAUUGAGAGGAUUUCUAGAGACUUUGCUGGGAGGUGGGGCGAGAGGGGCUCCUUCUCUUCAGCAGAAACGUAUUUACAACGGACUCCAUCCUCAUCUCAUUUGUCAUUUCAGCCAAGGAUAUUGUGUGUGUAUUUCCCUUCCCGUCCUUCGUGACACACUUUCAUUUGCUGAGCAGCAGCAAGUGUGUGCACUUCUCUUUAAAUGUCUCUAUUGCAUAAUAAAAGAGGACAACAUUUCCAUAUACCAGCA